CGGCGAUACCGCGCGCGUCUCACCGCCGCGUCAUCCUCGCGCCCGCCGCGCGAAGGUCGUCGUCGAGUCGACCGCGUCGCCGCGCCGCGCGCGCUCUCGCCCGCCGCCGUCGCGCGCGAUGCGUCCGCUCGAGGAAUCCGAGAUUCAGCAGGUGUUCGAGAAGCUGUUCAAGUUCGUGGGGAAGAACCUGAAGAACAUCGUCGACCGCGCGGACCAGCCGCACUGCUUCCGUCUUCACAAGAAGCGCGUGUACUACGUCCGCGAGGACAUCAUGAAACGCGCGGUCUCCGUCGCGAGGGACCAGCUCGUGUCCCUGGGCGUGUGCGUGGGGAAGUUCACGCACAGCGAUAAGUUCCGCCUGACGAUCGGCGCGUUGGAUCUGCUCGCGGCGCACGCGAAACACAAGAUGUGGGUGAAACCGACUUCGGAGAUGAGUUUCCUGUACGGCAACCACCUCCUGAAGUCCGGAUUGGGAAGGAUCACGGAGAACACGCCCGCGAACCAGGGCGUGGUCGUCUACAGCAUGUCCGACGUGCCUCUCGGGUUCGGCGUCGCCGCGAAGAGCACGCAGGACUGCCGCAAACUCGACGCGUCGUCCAUCGUCGCGUUUCACCAGGCGGACGUGGGGGAGUACCUUCGCGCGGAGGACGACAUGGUGCAGGGGAAGAAGGAGUGAGGCGAGCGACGCGCUCCGGGAGGGCGGCGCGAUAGACGUAGACGUAGGAGGACGCGACCUCGCGGCGUGUGCCGUGGGAGAAGAACAUCGAAACGCGCGUUCGGCAGUU
Molecule: messenger RNA, 785 nt
Organism: Micromonas pusilla CCMP1545
Lineage: Eukaryota; Viridiplantae; Chlorophyta; Mamiellophyceae; Mamiellales; Mamiellaceae
Exons: 3
Coding region: 119-676 (185 amino acids)
Biological process (GO): ribosomal large subunit biogenesis; ribosome assembly
Cellular component (GO): nucleus; preribosome, large subunit precursor; nucleolus
Molecular function (GO): RNA binding
Source: RefSeq, a predicted model, not a curated record